ACCAAAAACACAAAAAAUCGAGAAAAUAUAUAUAUCAAACAGUAGUCCUUGAAAUUUACACGGUCAGUCAGUGUGGUUUGUUCGGUGCUUAAAAUCAUAGCUCAAAAAGCAACGUAGAGGUUCAGUAACAAUAUUAAAAAAAAAAAAAAAAUUUGUAAAAACAAAAAAAAAAACAAAGCAAAAUUGUCGUUUCAAUAAAUUUUUUGGUAAACAUUAAAGUAAAUAUUAAUUAUGUCGAAGGCAACAAAGCUGCGUUUUGCGCUGAUCACCGAGGAUGUUUUGGACAAACUAAGGCCCAGAUCUCAAUCGGAAAACUCUAGAUCGAAGAACAUGGAUGAGAUAUAUGCGGCCAUAAGGACGACGGUCAUUGAAGUUGUGGAUCAGAGGUUUGAGCAACUGAACGCCACUAUCAAUCAGCUGGUUGAGGAUAGAAUAGCCAAGAUAUUGGAUCACCAAAAUAGAGUGGCAGCCCUAGCGGUCGAAUCGACCAGUUUCCUGAAGAAACGAAGCCCAAAACGUCAUCGUCUGCCCAAAAAGGGCCCUUCAUCGCAGGAGGAGCAGUUGCACUCCAGGUCAGAGGAUCAGUUACCCAAGAGAGCCCGGACCAAGGCCCAGAAAAUCACCGUGAUGCCCAUCCAUCGGGAUGCCCACGUGCGCAGUACUGUCCGUACUCCCUUGAACAAUCCAACUUUGGCACCACCAACACCCACACCACUCAGCAUGGAUCGCAAUGACCUCGGUGAUGAUGAGGAUGGUGAGGACUUUCUGGAUGGCCGGGACCCCUCCAUUUUGACCCUCGCCGCUCAAUAUCUCAAGAAACUCGAGGACGCCCGAGAUCGCAAAAACCAGCAGUAUCAGCAUCAGCAAUUACCCUAGAAAUGGUUUAAAUCCAGCAAACAGAAGCCCACUUUUAAUUUAGUCUUUGAAUGGACUACAAUCCCCCGAUUUCCAUUUGGGCAGUGCAUAAAUAGUCGGGCAUGGUGCAAUUUAAAUGAAGUGACUUACCAGGCGGGGCUCAUAGACUGAUAAACAUUGACUCUUGAAGCUUAAGACUUCCAGUUAGUCUUGAAAAAUUAGUUGAAAAAUGUAAAUAAAUUCAGUGAA
This is a messenger RNA of Drosophila elegans, 1104 nucleotides long. RefSeq lists its product as uncharacterized. Bases 232 to 876 code for a protein of 214 amino acids. The record is from RefSeq and is a predicted model, not a curated record. NCBI's taxonomy places the organism in Eukaryota, Metazoa, Arthropoda, Insecta, Diptera, Drosophilidae. The transcript has 2 exons.